UCCAUUCUAAUCCUGCAGUCUAAAGCGAAUCAGAUCAAACCCACACUCGAAACUUUCUCCCAUUUUCUGGCCAAGUCUCCUUCUCGCGUUGUCAAUGGCGACGCCCUCAAUGCUCUCGUCGUUUAAGUACGGAGAUAGCCUGAGGGUGGUGGGCAUCUCAAUAUGCACAGCCGUAGUCUGUGAAGCCAUCUCCUGGAUCCUAAUUUACCGAACCAACUCCUACAAGUCCCUCCGAUCCUCCAUUGACAAGGCCUCGAAGAAGCUUGAGACCAUGAAGACUGACACUGCCAACAAGAUCACCAAAAAGUCUAAGACGAAGAAGAUUGAUCGGGUUGAGACCAGUCUCAAGGAAUCGAGCCGCGAUCUCUCGCUUUUUAAGUUCAAGUCCGGCGCCGUCGUUGCCCUCGUCCUCUUUGUCGUUUUCGGCUUGCUCAAUUCGCUCUUCGAAGGUAAGGUCGUUGCCAAAUUACCCUUUAAACCCUUUGGACUUGUGAUGAAGAUGAGCCAUAGAGGUCUCCAAGGGGACGAUCCCACCGAUUGUUCCAUGGCAUUUUUGUACUUUCUUUGCUCUAUUAGUAUUCGAACCAAUUUGCAGAAGUUCUUAGGGUUCGCGCCGCCGAGAGGCGCUGGUGCUGGGUUGUUCCCCAUGCCCGAUCCGAAGGCCAGUUGAUCAGACUUCAUUUUAGCCUUUUAAAUUAUUGAAUCUUAGCUUUUGGGAUCGUAAACGGAACUGAGUUUAGUCUAAUUAUGGGUUUUAUCAUAUGAAGCCAUUUUUUUUUCUAUUUUUGCUUAAGGAACUAGUACAACUAUAAUUUGAUUUGGGUAUGUGGAUUUAUUUGAUUAUUGAUUAUUGAGUCUCUAAAUUGCCAUGAA
Molecule: messenger RNA, 873 nt
Organism: Humulus lupulus (European hop)
Lineage: Eukaryota; Viridiplantae; Streptophyta; Magnoliopsida; Rosales; Cannabaceae
Exons: 1
Coding region: 95-670 (191 amino acids)
Biological process (GO): endoplasmic reticulum calcium ion homeostasis
Cellular component (GO): cytoplasm; endoplasmic reticulum membrane
Molecular function (GO): calcium channel activity
Source: RefSeq, a predicted model, not a curated record